GGCACGCGAAAGAUCACGUGGAGCAACGUCACAGAAAGUUCAUGCUGUUUUACACGAUAUACGCGAUGCUGUACGGCGUGGUUCUCCAGACGAGAGACUUUUACUAUUCCUGGCCAAACCUCACCCUAUUUGAACCCAGCCAUGCGCUCGGCGCAGAGUAAGGACGUGUCCAUCAUUUGGACGUGCUUCUUGAUGAAAACCGUCGGCUUGUGGAUGGCCGCCGAUCGCGCAGAGCAACAACGUAGAAACUUCGCGUUGAUAUACACCUGCUCUAUGCUCUUCAUUGCCACCUGCAUCGCGAUAAGGGACUUCUAUUACUCCUGGGGCAACUUCAAUGACUGCGUUUAUAUCGCGUGCAAUAUUAUGUACCUCAUGGUCGUACUCUUUAAGAUCGCCGUGUUGUACACACACAGAGUGGAAUUUUUCGAUUUAAUUCUGUUCACGCAAAAGAAUUUCUGGCAUUCGAAUUAUAACCUACGGGAAAAAUUAAUUCUAGACGAGUACAAGAGAUUAUGCGCUCUUUUCAUCGUUAUUCUUAGCUUUUGCACACAAGGCACUUGCGCUGGUUACAUGGUGACGCCAAUUUUGGGAAAUAUCGGGAAAAACGAAUCCGAAAGGAUACUACCAUUUAACAUGUGGCUGGACUUCCCCACAGGAACCUCGCCUUAUUUUGAAGUACUAUUUUUAAUACAGAUGCUGUGCGUGUACCACGUAGGUGUGUGUUACAUUUGCUUCGAUAAUUUCUUGUGCAUCCUAAAUCUGCACGUAGCAAGCCAGUUUCAAGUGCUGCAAUACAGAUUGAUGAACUUGACCGACAUCCUCGAGAAAGAGAGACACAUUCGAGCGUCCGAUGAAAGCCUGUCGCGUUACGCGAGCACGUGCUAUCAAAAAUUGAGGAAUUGCGUUAAACACCAUCAGGCACUUAUGGAAUACUGCAGGAUGCUUGAGAAAAUAUUCACACUGAUAGUGUUGGGUCAGGUGUUGUUCUUGGCUAUGAUCAUAUGUCUCGUGGGAUACCAAAUAUUCCUGGCAGAAACGCCACCAUCGAGAAGCGUAAGUUUGGUGCUGACCAUGGCUGCUACUUUGUGUCAGCUCUUAAUGUUUACAUACAGCUGCGAUGGCUUGAUACGACAGAGCAGCAACGUCGGCGGUGCAAUAUUUUCAGCGCCAUGGGCCAUUUUUCCAAUGGAUCAAAUCGGCAAAUCGCUGCGCAAAAAUACGACUAUAAUGAUUAUGAGGACGACCAGAUCUUGUUGCUUGACAGCCAGCGGCUUCUUUCCCGUUUCUUUGGAAACCUCCACUGCGGUUCUUAGUACAGCGAUGUCGUACUUCACUUUAUUAAGACAGUCGACACUUGAUAUGGGAAACGCACACUUAAAUUCAUGAAACUAUUUGUUUAUAUUCAAUGUGCUCGUGUAAAUACAUUCAUACAUUCACUCAUUCAUUAACAUGUAAUUACUAAUACUUCUAAUACUUCGAACACUUGAACGUUUACAAAUUUCAAUAUUGACAACAUUACAACAAAAACAUUUACAUAGUACGUUCAUAUAAACUGUAAAUUCUUCUUGGAGGAAUAAAAUAACAAAUGGGAGACAAAUUUGAGUAGUGUGUU
This is a messenger RNA of Hylaeus anthracinus, 1612 nucleotides long. Its product is annotated as odorant receptor Or2-like. The transcript is spliced from 7 exons. Gene Ontology annotation, molecular function: odorant binding; olfactory receptor activity. NCBI's taxonomy places the organism in Eukaryota, Metazoa, Arthropoda, Insecta, Hymenoptera, Colletidae. Gene Ontology annotation, biological process: detection of chemical stimulus involved in sensory perception of smell; sensory perception of smell. Bases 142 to 1386 code for a protein of 414 amino acids. The record is from RefSeq and is a predicted model, not a curated record. Gene Ontology annotation, cellular component: plasma membrane.